Messenger RNA from Dicrocoelium dendriticum, 2082 nucleotides. NCBI's taxonomy places the organism in Eukaryota, Metazoa, Platyhelminthes, Trematoda, Plagiorchiida, Dicrocoeliidae. The record is from the annotation of a GenBank genome assembly.
GAUCCUCAGGUCUAUUACAACCUACGUACACGCUAAACGCGGAAGCCCUCGAAUUCCGCGACCGGAAGCAUACUACAAUGAUGCUCUUGCUGUUGAUCACACUUGCGGCUGCUGCUUUGAAGGGCGUCUUUUUCUUCUCAUACCACUCUACUGACCUUGAGGUUCAUCGUAACUGGAUAGCAUUAACCCAUUCAUUGCCGGCCUCGGAGUGGUACUUUGAGGUAAUUUUCAUUCUUUCUCGAUUAUACAGUCUACCUCGAAAUGGACACUAGAUUACCCACCGUUUUUCGCUUGGUUUCAAUGGGUUCUUUCCCAUGUUGCUGCUAUCGUUGAUCCCGAAAUGGUUACUAUAACGGCACUCCCAUACUCUUCCUUGCGCACCAUCGCUUUUAUGCGGUCUACUGUAUUGGUCUCAGAAACUAUGCUAUUCUUUUCUCUUUGGAGGCUAUGGGGUGCCUUCGCAAGACUUUGUGGCAACUGCAUAUCGAAACGCCGUCUGCCUCUCACCUUUGUUCUUUUUGCCUUCAACUUCGGAUUAGUGCUUGUGGAUCAUAUUCACUUUCAGUAUAAUGGCUUUUUGUUUGGCAUCUUGUUUUUGUCUGGAUCGCUACUUAUUGAGGAACAAUUUAUUCUUGCCGCCUUUGGAUUCACUAUGCUUCUGAACAUGAAGCAUAUUUUCAUAUAUGUUGUUCCGGCUUAUUUUAUCUACUUUUUGUUUAACUAUGUCUUCGCUUCUGCUGGACGUCGCUUUUCUGGAGUUCUUAUCAAGCUGCUCGCAUUGGGCUUGACAGUCUUUUCGGUUAUGGCUCUUUCACUUGGGCCGUACUAUUCAAAGAGUCAUUUGAACCAACUAUACCUUCGAUUGUUCCCUUUUGGCCGCGGUCUGACACAUACUUACUGGGCCCCAAAUGUAUGGGCUGUGUAUAACUUUGCAGAGAAAGUUUUGUGCUCCAUAAACAAUUAUUUUCACUUAUGGCCUUCCAUAAACACCAUUACCGGCUCCCUAACAUCUGGGUUAUUGGGCGAAAACAAAUAUGUGAUACUUCCCACGGUGACGCCACUUCACACUGCCAUUCUAUCUCUGGUUGCGAUGUUGCCAAACCUAUUCCAAUGUGCAAGGCGGAGCCUGACUUUCGACACGGUGUACGCCCCAUUUUUGGGCGCGGAGUACUUGAAAGUGACUAUUGGCGCCGCUUGGGCCUGCUUCUUAUUUGGUUGGCACGUGCAUGAGAAGGCGGUUCUGAUGUUCUUAUUACCUCUCAAUUUGCUGGCUAUCGUGGACCCUAGAUUCUCUGCGGUGGCGUUCUAUGCCACCACAUUGGGGCACUACAGCUUAAUUCCCCUAAUCCCCACUCGAGCAGAAACACCUGCUGUCCUCUCUAUGUUCCUCGCCUAUACCUCUGUUCAUUGGCUCGCUCUGUUCCGAAUCCCACCUACCGGUGACAGCUCUACCCCAAUGAAGACAAAACCCGGAAGCAAAGCACAUGGCUUCAUCGGCACUAUCGCUCACUUGCAUUUGUGGGGACUUGUUCCUUUGUACAUAUGCUGUUUCAUUGUCUGGCCUCUUUCGACUUUGCAUCAGCGGCUACCCUUCUUCCCAAAUAUGGCCACCUCCGUCUAUACUGCUGUUGGAUUGGUAUUCGCUUUUUGUUACUUUGUAUUUCAAUGCUUCGAUUGCAUCCGCAGUCAGAGUGUGCAAACUGUCGCCGGCACAAAGAAGCCCAACCAAAAGCGUAAACAAAAUGAAAAGAAAAUCAAGGUGCAAUAGGCUCCAUCUCCUCUUCUUGUUCAUUUCGUGUCAAUCUCUUUUGUGUUGUCUGUGGUGUUUUGAUAUUCACUUGCCUUGAUUAUUGAUCUGCACUCAGUCGUUGCGCUUGCUGUAUUGACAUGGUGGAAUAGGCGAACUGCUAUUGAGCAUGUCCCGGAACUCUUCCCGCUAUUUGUGAUCACAAAUCUGGUUUUUAUACACCAUUGGACAUUAAAUCUUUUGGAUGACGCUUUGCCUUCCACCUAACAAUUUCCUCAGGUUUGCGGAAUCAGGUGUAUUAUGUGCAUAUAUUAAGUUGGUAAACUUGUUUAUCG